Kazachstania africana CBS 2517 is the source of this 4038-nucleotide messenger RNA. RefSeq names its product Ysp2p (gene YSP2). Gene Ontology annotation, biological process: intracellular sterol transport. Gene Ontology annotation, molecular function: sterol transfer activity; sterol binding. The record is from RefSeq and is a predicted model, not a curated record. The transcript has a single exon. NCBI's taxonomy places the organism in Eukaryota, Fungi, Ascomycota, Saccharomycetes, Saccharomycetales, Saccharomycetaceae. Gene Ontology annotation, cellular component: endoplasmic reticulum membrane; mitochondrion; plasma membrane. The coding region runs from base 1 to 4038 and encodes 1345 amino acids.
AUGAGCAAAAGAAAAGUUAGAUCAUUGAGUGAAAAUGGACUGUUAUCCAAAUUGAAGCUGAGGCAGAAGAGAAAUAAGUCUAAAGGCAGCCCUUCCAGUUCAGAUAAAAACAAUACUACAGUAUCUAGAUCAUCCCUAUCGACAAAGAAGUCAAGUAAAAAUCGGAAGGAGGUUGCAAAGAGAAGAAUAUUGAGUGAUCUUCCAGCUAACGCCUCUAGUUCGAAUCAUAUCGAGCUUCCUGAAAUUGUGUCAAUCAAGAGUGCUGGAAGAGGUAAAAGUACGAUAAGUUCCGAUGGUAUUGAGGACACUGAAAGUGAAGCUGAAUUGUCUUUUAAACCAAGACGAUCCUUACAAAACUCGACUGGUGGUAUCAAGAGGAAGACAGGGCAUCAUGGUUACUUUAACAUUCCUGUUACACUGGACAAUCAAUCGACUAAGAGUAAAGUUGCCUCUCGACAGAGGAGUGAAGACGCUUCUACUAAAGAUGUUGCACAUUUGAACAUUCAGCGGACUCCGUCCACUAUAGAUAAGAGUGUGGGUAGUCCAUCGACGAGUAUUUUCGGUACAAUCAUGUCCAUUGCACAUAAUGCAGUUUCUCAUGUGCCAAAAAUUACAGUCAAUGAAUCCAAUGGGUUAGACAAACAAUUUUCCACAGGAAGCGAUGAAGACUCCCAUAUUGUAGCAAAUAGUACACUCUCAGACAUCAAUGAUGCUAAUAAUGAUACAGUGCUCCAUUCAACUCUUCCGACAAGAAGCGCAUCCUUUUUGAGGCAUUUGGAUCAUUUAUUGUCAGUUAGUAAUCAGUCACCAUCAGGUCAAUUUUCAACGACAUCUGAGGCGGAAACAAAUCAAUAUAGUGCAACUAAUGUUAGUGCACCCACAAUGACAGAAUCCAAAGUUUCAAUCGAUGAUUUAGCCUCAGUUUCCUCGCAGCUUCCUCAAAGUCCUGUUACUAAAGUCAAAUUCCAAUCAGUUUCUACGCAGCCUCCUGCUGUCACAACCUUGGGUAACGGUAACCUUUCUUUAGACAUAUUUGGAAACGGCUCUAAUGUGGAUGACUCUUCCAUAAACGAUGAAGCCUUAUCUUCAAGAAAAAAUACAAUUAUUUCAAGUAAUCAUCAUUUAAAUUCUUUACUCAGCUUACAGGAAAAAGAUCAUAGUAAAUUAUCAUUGGCGGAUCGUAUUGAAGGAGAUGAUGUAAAGACCAAAAGUAUCUUAGAGUCAAAGGGAAACCGUACUUUGGAGAAUGUCUUAACUAGUUCUCGGGCCAGAAGUAAGACGCUUCCUGUAAACCAAAAAGUAAUAAUAAAGAAUCAAGAUGACAAAAGAAAUUCUAGAUAUUCGUCAGUUUCUAAUGAUGAGGCAUUAGAUAUGGAAAACCGUGCAAACGAAAGAAAAAGUAGAAGCAUGUCAAAGAAUAUUCUCAAUAGAAGAUCAUUUUCACCGACUAAUUUGGGCCUAAAAGUCAUUCCCAACAUUUCCUUCAGAAAUUCUAUUUCCAAGACCAGAAACAGCAAUGAACAAGGCACUAAUAUUCCAUCAAUUAGUUUCGUGACUAGUAACAAUAACGUCAGCACCAAUGCAGCUGCCUUAAAUAAUGAUGAUGCCUCAAGAAGUGCCACAGAUACUAUUUUAUCUGACGGCCUAGAUCGAGAUAUAGAUAUUGAUGAUGAAAGUUUUACAGAAUUAGAAGGAAUUGAAUAUGCUAGUGAAAAGAAGAAUGCAGAAUUUCAUAACCUAUUUAAAGACACCGGGUUGGGUCCAAAUGAAAAACUUAUAAUUGACCAUAGUUGUGCCUUAUCAAGAGAUAUCCUUCUGCAAGGUCGGAUGUAUAUCUCAAACCAGCAUAUAUGCUUCUACUCAAAUAUAUUAGGUUGGGUCAGUACUGUAUUUAUACCAUUCAAGGAAAUCGUCCAGAUUGAGAAAAAGACUACAGCUGGUAUUUUCCCAAAUGGUAUCGUUAUCGACACAUUGCAUACGAAGUAUAUUUUCGCUUCAUUUAUUUCAAGAGAUUCCACUUUUGAUUUGAUUACGGACGUUUGGAAUCAAAUUAUUUUAGGGAAGAGUUUUAAAAGUCGUGAUAAUGGUGACUUCCAAGGAGGCUAUUCGAGUGAUAGUGAUAUCAGUAAUCUAAGUGAAUUUUAUGACGAUAUUGAUAAUAACGACUCUGAUACCGAAAUGACGAGUAGUGAUGAUCUAGAUGAUGAUGGCUUUUCAGCACUUCCUGCUUCUAAAAAUUCUAAAUCAAGUGCUGGCGCAAAAUUUGGUCCUUCCAAACAUGCACCAACAGAGGCAAAUUACAAACUUAAGGAUAAGGAGAAGCUUGUCAGUGAAACGAUUAUCGACGCCCCAUUGGGUACUGUGGCGCACAUACUCUAUGGAGACGACACGACUAUGUUAUAUGAUAUAAUAACUGCUCAAAAAAAUUUUGAUAUUUCCUCUCUUUCUCCUUUGAUUGGCAGUAACACUAGAGUCUUUACCUAUUAUAAGCCUAUCAGUUUUGGUUUUGGUCCUAGUAAAACUAAAUGUCAUAUAUCAGAAACACUAGAACAUUAUGAUUUAAAUGAAUAUGUUGAGGUAAGUCAAGUUUCAAGAACUCCAGAUGUACCCUCGGGUGGAUCUUUUAGCAUCAACACUUCAACUGUUUUGACUUGGGAUAAGAAUAAUACAACAAAAGUGACUGUAUAUUUUUUGGUGAACUGGACGGCUAAAAGUUGGAUAAAGGGUGCUAUCGAAAAGGCAUCUUAUGACGGGGUCAUUGACACCACCAAAGUGAUGAAUAAUGAAAUUUCAACUUUUGUAAAGGAGAAAAGGGUUGAAUGGAAGCCAAGUAAGGAAGGCUCUGUUAAGGGACCUGCAAAGCAGAAUCAUGAAGAAGAGUAUGAAUCAACAGGAUUACCAACGUUGGGACCAGCUGUUCAUGCUCCAACAAAGGUGCCUUUUAAGAAAGAAAAGGAUGAUGUUAUUAUCCAACCUGGAACCAAUAUUGCUGCUCCUCUUGGUACAGUUUUCCAAUUACUGUACGGUGAUGAUACUUCUUUCAUGAGAAAGGUUCUAGAGAAUCAGGAUAAUGUUGAUAUCUCAGAAAUACCAAAAUUUAUUAAUAAUGAAAGGUCUUUUAACUACAUUAAAAACCUAAAUGCCUCAAUAGGCCCUAAGCAAACAAAGUGUAUUGUAACUGAGAAGAUCGAACAUUUGGAUACAAAUGAUUACAUCGCUGUUAGGAAUAUAACUAAAUCACCGGAUGUGCCUUAUGGAAAUAGCUUUUCUGUUCACACGAGAACUUAUCUAUCCUGGGCCGAAGAUAAUUCCACAAAUAUGAUGGUAGUAAGUAAUAUACCAUGGACUGGAAAGUCUAUUCUAAGAGGACCUAUCGAAAGAGGAACAAUUGAAGGCCAAAAAGUUGCUAAUGGAAAAAUUCUUGGGCAGAUAAAAGACGUGAUUGCUAACUCUUAUUCAAUGAAGAAAAAAACUACAAAGAAACGUCAGAGCAAAGCUAAAACUAAUAAAGUAAAGGCUCUGGAAGUCUCUACUCGUCAGGAUGCUGAGGUCACCCAAGCUUCUUCUAUUUCCCCAAUCUUGGACAUUAUUGGAGUUGACUCCAUAAAAAAAGUUUUUGCUGUAUUCUUCUCUCUCUUUCUUUUAUUCAUGCUUUAUAGAUUCAUAUUCCAUUCGAGUAGGGGACCAAACGUUGAAAUUAUUAGACCUGGAAGGGUUGUCAUAGAUGGUAAUGAAUACAAUUAUGUUCCUAACAUCAAAACUCUAUAUCAAGUUUACGAAGAUGAUGUUAGGAAAAAUAAGAAUAGUAAAGAGAAUUUACCAAACAUAGUUACUGAAACAGAGGAUGUAAUUUGGGACUGGUUGGAUAAUCGCGGUGAUGGAUUACUCAAACACAGCCGGUUAUUCCCUAAAGAAGAAACAUCUGCCGCAAAUGUUAAAUCACGUAGGAUUCAGCAGCUGAUUGAUUCUAUACAAAUAACAGAAAUGCAGCUUGAUGAGAUGAAAAAAAUGUUAGCAUCUAUAGGAGAGCAAAGUUGA